This is a messenger RNA of Monopterus albus (swamp eel), 2660 nucleotides long. Its product is annotated as diamine acetyltransferase 1-like. The coding region runs from base 193 to 708 and encodes 171 amino acids. The transcript is spliced from 6 exons. NCBI's taxonomy places the organism in Eukaryota, Metazoa, Chordata, Actinopteri, Synbranchiformes, Synbranchidae. Gene Ontology annotation, molecular function: spermidine binding; diamine N-acetyltransferase activity. The record is from RefSeq and is a predicted model, not a curated record.
AGGCCCGGAUGUAAACAAAGGACCGUGCACUUGAACGGUAGCGUUUACUGGAUAUCUUGUCGAGACAAACACGUCCUGACCAGAGGCUGACUGUGGAGAAAAAGCCACUCUGGAGCGAAUGAAGAGACAUCCGAUCUUUCACUUCAUAUACAGAGGACUGCAAACGAAAGGGAAAAAGAGUAAAAUAAGAAAAUGGAGUACAAAUUACGAAAAGCUGAACCCAGAGAUGUGUCUGACAUCUUACGACUGGUGAAGGAGCUCGCAAAAUAUGAAGAGAUGGAGCACCAGGUUAAGCUGACUGAGAAAGAUCUCCUUGAGGACGGUUUUGGUGACACCCCAUUUUACCAUUGCAUCAUUGCUGAAAUCCAAGGAGAGAACAGCAGUGAUGAUCCCAAGGUGUUGGGUUUUGCCAUGUACUACUUCACCUAUGACCCCUGGAUUGGAAAGCAGCUCUACCUGGAGGACUUCUAUGUGAUGGAUCAGUACAGAGGGCUGGGCAUCGGCUCCAAGAUCCUGCAUCACCUCAGUGAUCUGGCGAUGAAGACACGCUGCACCGGCAUCAUGUUUGUGGUCGCAGAAAACAACGCGCCAGCGGUCCAGUUCUACAAGCGACACGGUGCCGAGGACCUCUCUCAGGAGGAGGGCUGGAGAGUGUUCCGGUUUGACAAGAACAGCCUGGUCAGGAUGGCCGGUGGAGCCGAGGAGUGACGGAGGCCAAGAGGCGUUUUCUCAAACAAGGGUUGGUUCCGUAUGCAGGUCACUGUUAAUAAAGCUUUUGUUUGUUUCUUAUUCACUUUUGUCAGUUUGAAAUGUCUUUCUCGGUCAUUUAUGUUUAAGCUUUUAUUAACCUUUGUCAUUAAAAUGAACUUUUGUUUCUCUUUUAAUUAUUGGUGUGAAUUAUGACCUGCUGCAAAUAAAAGGGAAUAUAUAGAGCAGUAAACAUACAUAGUCCGUUUUGUUUUCAGUUUUGCCUUUGCUUCACAUGUGGAUUUGACAUAUUGCACUGUUUGUUUUUUUUACUGAUGAGUGGUUGUUUCCAAAAGUAUAGUUCACAGAUGACUGUGAUGUUUUUUGACUGUUGACCUGAGAAUAUAAGGCCAUUUGAACAUCAUUUUGCAAACUGCAUUGUUUAAUAAUGCACCCCAGGAGAAACGCCUUUUUGUGAUAAUGUAUAAUUAAUAAUUAGUUAAGAAUUGAAAACAGAUUUUUCUUCCCGGGUAAACUGAUUUUUGAUUGAUAACUGUGUGCAAUAGUAAUGUAAAUAGAAACUGAGUACAUAAAACAAUAGGGUGUGUGUGACUGGGCCUGGCUUCAGGUAACACAGAAGUUUUAUGCGCAGUUCAAGUCAAAGAGCAGCGUUAACUGGGCCUGAGCCUGGAUAGAAGGUUAAAGUGUUCAAGGUGUCGCGACGGGUCCAUCAGAACAUCCAGGUAGGAACAGUUUAUGUAUGAAAUAGCAGCCUCUCAUUAACUGUCCUAACAAAAAACAUAGCUGGUUCAUUUAUCACAUGCGGAAAAACUGAAGCGGAACAACCACAGUCAAGGCCUGUUUGUGCAUUACAACAGAUCUGUGCUCCUUCCGUGUUUAAAUAUUAGGGUCACCUCUUCAGGAUCAUGGUUUGGUCGGGACAUGGAGCAAGUACCAUCCCACCACCUGUCAGUGUUGGACAGGAUUCAAACGCAGAACCAGACUGGAGGGUUGGGGCAGGGUGCGCAUCCACAUCAGGUCAAAAUAGCUCAACUGAAAACUUCAUAGUGAAUGAUCUUUAUUCUCCAUUAGGCCUAAUAGCACUGACAUUAUGUUGUCAGUCCUCGCAUGUAAUUAACAUUAGUAAAAGCGAAAGAAACGAAGAAGACAAAUAAAGGUAAGAAAGUGCAACUGAUUCAAGAUUUGAUGCCAUAAGGAAGGAAAGGAGAUAAGGAAUCAAGUGAUGUCCGGUGAUAAAUCUUUUGUUAACUUGAUAUAGAUUGUAUUUAUUUUCUCGGGCAUAAUCUAAAUAUGCUGUCUUUAAAUCAUAUUGAGGCCAUAACACUGAACCUACUAAUGAUGUUUUAACACUACAAAAUGCCGGUUAAACAUCAGCAACACAAGUUUAGUCCUUUUCCUGUUGUACUUUCCAUCUAUCACUUUUAAUCAUUUUAAGUGUUAUUCAGUACAAUAUUUGUGUCUUUGCUCUUUUAAUCGACAUUAAGGUUAAUGAGAUUUUUUUCUGCUAAUAAAACAAAUGUAAUGUAACAGUUCAUCUGUAAGCACAAGCAGAACUGACACACUUAUGGCAGAUAUGAAUUUUUCUUCAUUUCUCAGGGUCAAGCAACAGGUGAAUAAGAGAGAAGCCAAAAGAAGAUGGUGGAGGAACAAAGUCUAAACAUGUUUUAAUAGGGAUACGCUAAAAAGGAGAGAAGAUGUAAAGGAGAUCCAACCAAAAGCACCAGUGUUCCUCCACUGGAGGAGAAACACCAGAGAGAACGAAAAGACGCACCGAUAUAUUACAUGACAAACAUUCACGUCCAACUUUCCCCUCACAAAAGGCCAGUCACCCAGACUUGGAUGAUGAUCACUGGUCAGGGCCGUUUUCUGUAAGAAGUUAUCAGAAUCAGAAUCAGCUUUAUUGGCCAGGUGCGACGGACACACGUGGAAUUUGACUCAGGUACAUUGGCUCU